Bombyx mori (domestic silkworm) is the source of this 8038-nucleotide messenger RNA. RefSeq names its product neuroglobin. Gene Ontology annotation, molecular function: heme binding; oxygen binding; oxygen carrier activity. The record is from RefSeq and is a predicted model, not a curated record. Lineage: Eukaryota; Metazoa; Arthropoda; Insecta; Lepidoptera; Bombycidae. The transcript has 4 exons. The coding region runs from base 244 to 819 and encodes 191 amino acids. Gene Ontology annotation, biological process: oxygen transport; response to hypoxia.
GAUUAAUGGAUCUAAGGUACAUAGUUAUUGUAUUAAAAUAAACGACACUGGACCACAUGAGAAGUAUAGGAAAAUAACUAAAAGUCAUUUAGAUAAUAUUAAUUGGUUUGUAGUUAUCAGGAAAAUUGUGUUUUAAUCGGUUCAUUAAUUUCGUGGCGGCCAUAUUUUGUGCGUUAUAUUUUGUAUCAAACAUUUUUCCGUUAACAGUAAUACGUGAUAUAUACACCCGGUGAAUUAUCCAAAAUGGGCUGUGAACUGACCAAAAUGAUUAAGUCCGAGCCCCAUGAUCUCAUGAACCAGCCGCCACCGCCUUCGGAUCCUCGAUGUCCUUUGACCACGAAGCAGCAGUACUGCAUGCUGGCUUCAUGGAAAGGUAUCUUCAGACAGAUCGAAAAGACUGGCGUAUUAUUGUUUAUCAAACUAUUCGAAGAGAACGAAGACCUACUGCAUCUAUUCGAGAAAUUCCAAGAACUUCGGACCACGGAGGAUCUCUCUCAAUCCGAAGAGCUAGCGGAGCACGCCAACAAAGUGAUGCACACCCUGGAUGAGGGGAUCAAGGGCUUAGGAGAUAUUGACACAUUCUUGGCGUACAUACAGCAUGUAGGUGCCACUCAUCACCAAGUCCCUGGAUUUAAGGCAGAGAACUUCUGGAAAAUCGAGCAGCCCUUCCUUCAAGCGGCCAAAACAACUCUUGGCGAGAGGUACACGGCAAACGUAGAGAACAUUUACAAGCUCACGAUCAAAUUCAUCCUUGAGAAUCUAGUGAAAGGAUACGAGGACUCGGCCGGGAAAGAAAUCGGGAACAACGAGACCACGUAGUCCCGGCCAACAGUGAUCUUUGUGUAAAAAACCUUUCGAAACCAUCUUGAGUCUUUUGCUCAUUUAUACUUUUAUGAAAAUCGUAAAAGAAAUAAACCGCAUAACGAAGAUGCUUAAAGACUCCUAUUUGUAAUCAGGGGAAUUGUUUCAUCAUCAUCAUCAUUCUUUCCUAUUACCCUCUGCUGGGGUGUAGGGCUCGAAUCAAAUUUUUCCAUUUAUAUCGGUCUUGGGCAGACUGUUCUAGCUCCUCCCACGUCAUGCCCAAGACCCCUAGCUCCUGCUCCACCGAGCGACGCCAAGUUGUUCUGGGGCGGCCUCUGGGAAAUUGUUUGGUUGAAUUUAAAACUCUUGUCAGAAUACUGUGUGUUUAAUAAUAUCUGUGUACAGGAUCAGUAUUAUUUUGUUAGGCUGACCAUGAAACAAAAAUAGUUAAAGUUUUUCGAAAAUAGCAUCAACGCUAUAUUUCAAUGUCUCGCAACCCUAAUGAAACUUCUAUCAGAACAUUUCAUUUUAUUUAUCAAUAAUAAUUGUGUGCGAGUAUUUUUUGCGUAUAAACUUCGUCUCUGUUUAAUUUGAGGCCUGUAUAUUUAAAGUUUCGUACCAAAGCUUUCUCUGAUAAUUUUUAUUACGAUCCUAAACAUAUUAAAAUCACUGAGGCUAAUACGUAUUAUAACGACUAUAGAUACAAUAGUUCCCACAGACUUGUUGGUUAUUGAAAUAACAAUUAAAAAUCCCUAUGGAAUAAUAAAACUGAACUGUUUUUGUUCGGCGCGUAAUGUAACGCUAUCAAAAGUCAGUUCACGCGUAAGGUCAACGUCCUAGCCAUCGCUAGUGACGCAGGAGCCUAGCUUUGCGAUUAUCACAUUACACAAUUGGAACUUACUAAGAUGAAUUAAAGUAUUUAAUAAGCUUAGCUGAGAAUCUUAUUAACGACAUUCAGUUUAUUGUUUUUCCUUUGUAUUCUUAAUUCUCAACGUUUGGGCCUCGAGUAUAAUUUGUACACUCUAUAAUGUAAUGGUCAAGCAAUGUAAUUUAAACAAAUUUUGUAUUACAUAAACACGCUUAAUAUUAUAAUUUAGAUUUAAAUGAUGAAGAAAAUGUUCGAUUUUAUAAGGUUAGCGUUUAUUUUUAAUUGAGUUUCAUAGUUAGUAAUCAUUCAUGUAUAAAUCGGUGAAAGUGAAUCUAUGAUCACGUGAUUGUGGAAAGGACUUUUUUUUUUCGAUAAUUUUUUAAUAGAAAAUUUAAAGGCAUAAGAAAGAAAGGCAAAAGAAUAAGAAGCACAAUCAAGAUGGUCACGUUUUGAAUGAACGAUAUAAUAAAUGAACUUUAAACAAUUUUUUUAUUGCUUAGAGGGAUGGGUGACUUCGUGGCUCAUUUGAUGCUCAGUGAUUACCGGAACUCAUAGACAUCAGCAACAAAAUUAACGCCACCCGCUUUGAGACAUGAGUUCUUUUUUUUUUUUUUUUUUUUUUUAUGAUUGAGGGAUUACUGGUGGCCCGGAGGCCUUUCCAGUUUCACCAGGACAGGUGGGCGAGCAAAGGCUCAGCCAGGAGGGGUGGGAUUUGCUAACAGCUACCCGAGCGCCUCCGAAGGAGACCUAACAACUCAAGAGUAGCUGCAUCGCGAAUGAAUCUACUACCGGAUCGGAAUCGCGACCCGCUGAGAAGAUCCGGCGAGAAACUCAGCGAGCUGAUUCAUGGGUUAGGUUGCACGGCGAACUCUUUGUCGAGUUCGACGAGUACGGUUACCGAGGUCCCUAAGCCUGCUCCUAGAGCUGAAGGCGUCUAGUGCAAAGGUUAUUGGAUCUGAUGGAUCCGUAAGGACGUGUCUAGGGCGUCGACGGUGACUGGCUCCUGCAUGAUCAGGAUUCGGGGAGUAGUCAGCGGCGGCUACGAUAAGGCGAUUAUCAUGACGCAUAGCCUUAUCGAAGUACCGUUCCGACGCUGACUUCAUGUAUUUCUGUAUAGAUUCGAGGCCCAGGUCGUCGUGUAGGUCAACGUUCCUCACGAACCACGGAGCUCCGACGGCUAACCUGCAAAAGCGGGAUUGUAGAGAUUGAAGGGUGUCUAUGUGUGUACGGGCCGCGUGAGCGAACACCACACUCGCGUAAGUCAUGACAGGCCUUAUGCAAGUUUUGUAAAGUGUCACCUUGUUCCGAAGGGACAUUUUACUCCGCUUACAGAUCAUGGGGUAGAGUCUACCGAGAAUAAACGCGGCACGGUCACGGACUGAUUUUAUAUGCGGGCGGAAUGUCAUCGAUGCAUCCAGGGUAACGCCCAGGUACUUGACCUUCCUGGCCCAGGGUAUGGAUUGACUAAAGAGAGUAAUCGGGGGUGUGAGAUUCCUCCUCCUAAUACGGGAGGAAAUCCGUGUGGAGCUUCCCCUCUGAAAUAGCACCGCAGUACUUUUCGCUGGGUUGAUGUCUAUGCGCCAUUUUCGGAACCACUGUCCUAGGGCUAGGGCUGCGCUCUGAAGCUUCUUCGCGAUUAGGGAUUUGUUUCUACUGGAAUAGUAAACAGUCGUGUCGUCGGCGAAUAAAGCUAAAUGGGUCGGCGGCGACCGGGGAAUAUCGUUAACGAAUAAGCUAAAUAGGAGGGGUGAGAGGACAGAGCCUUGCGGGACUCCAGCUGUGAGAGGUCGUGGGGAGGAGCGGGUUCCCUCGACUCGAUAUCGAAAAGAGCGGUUCGACAAGAAGUCCCGUAUGAUGAGCACGAGACUAUCCGGCACACCCAUGUUGAAUAGUUUGAAAAUCAAACCGUUGUGCCAGACUUUGUCGAACGCUUUUGCGACGUCGAAGAAGAGAGCUCCCGUGUAUAACGGUUUUGGUCGAUUAAGCCCCACAAGAAUGUGCUCCGUGAGGCGGUGCACCUGUUGAACGCAUGAGUGAUUUGUACGGAAUCCGAAUUGUUCAUCGAUGAGAAUGCUCUUGGAUGAGACGAAGUCUCUGAGGCGUUUGUAGAGCAGACGCUCAUACAGUUUGCCUAGAGACAUGAGGAGGCUGAUCGGGCGGUAGCUCGUCGGAUGAUUUUUUGGUUUACCAGGUUUAUGUAUGCCGAUAACGUCCGCUUCUUUCCACACCGCGGGAAAGAUACAGUUCGCCAUAGCGGCAUUGAAAAUAGAUGCCAACAUCACGAUGAGUUGGACGGGUAGAAGUUUAAUAACGCGGUUGGAUAUACCGUCGGAACCGGGAGCCUUGCGAGGACGUAGGUCUUUGAUCAAGUCUUUAACUUCCAUCGGGGUGACGGGUGGUAACGCAUCCGAGGGUGGCAAGGAGGCUCUGCGUUCUACCUCACUGUCUACUAAUUCUACAUGAACAGGGUCCACGGAUUGAGUGCUGGGCGUACACUGGGUUUGCAAUGUAUCGGCCAGCAGCUCUGCUUUUUCGUCAUCAUCGAACGCCGAGAGUCGGCCUGAGGGGCCUACGAGGGGGGGCAUAGUUACUACCGUAUCCGAUUUGAGAGUACGAGCUAAGCGGUAGUAAGACCUUUGGGAGGGCGCGAGUCCUUCUAAGAAAUCAGACCAUCUGGCAUCUCGGACUUCGGCGAUGCGAGACUUUACGUCGCGUUGUAGGGCACGCAUUCGAAUACGAUUUUCCGCGGUAGGAUACCUGUCGUAGGCGCGUAUUGAGGCGUUCUUAGCUCUUAGGAGCUCCCUAAUAUCGUCAGACAAUUUGAAGCGGUGAAGGAAGUCCUCCGCUACAACUUGUUUCGAUGACCUAUCUAAUGUCGAGGUGAUGUGUGACGUUAAGAUGUCUAUGGCUUCAGCGGUAUCCUGAGGAGACGGGGUAGAGUCCAGGCUAAACGGGAGCGAUGGUGGAUCAGAUUCAGCCAGGCUGACGCCCAGCGUGUGCCAAUCCACCACAGUCCUCGUGACGGGAACGGAAUCGGGAGCGCGACCGAGCUUCAUAACGACGGGACGGUGGUCUGAAUCUAACUCUGAAACUACUUCGAUCGAGUGUAAGCGCAGAGUUACGUUUUUUAAUAACGCUAUGUCGAGUAUAUCCGGGCGAUGCGCGAUAUUUAGCGGGUAGUGAGUCGGGGUUAGCGGAGCGACGAUAUCGAAGGCGAGAUCAUCAACUAACGCGUCAAGCCGCCUGCCAUUCGGGGUUGUGGUGUGUGAGUUCCACCUGAUGUGUUUACAAUUUAGGUCGCCCGCCAGAAUGACAGAGCUUCCCAUGCCGAGCAGCGCCUCGAUAUCACUGCUUAGAACGAUCUUAUCCGGUGGAAGAUAAACGGACGCGAUAACGAUCGGCGCGUGUCCCGUCAGUGAGAUACGGCACACUGAUGCUUCGAUAUUAGCGAGCGCGGGAGGAUCGAGCGGGACGCAAUGCAGGGCUCUUCUAUAGUAAAUGACGGUGCCACCACCACGAGCAGAGAGCCUGUCGUUCCUGACCAUGUUAUAGUUCGCGAUUUUAGGGUCACGGCGCGCGGGCUUAAGUAGGGUCUCCUGCACUAAAAAUAUAUCAAUUUGAUGGUCACGCAAAAAGUCAGAAACCUGAUCACGUUGAUUUGCGAGACCGUAAGCGUUAAAAAAUCCUAUCGUUACGGAUAGGGGCUUUAUUCUACUUAUAUACGCCAUUGAUUACCGGCGGAGUGAGGGGAGGACGUACGUAUUUAAUGACGCGUAUACGUCGGCGUAUUCUUGCACAACGGCGAUAAAGUGUUGUGCAGUGGAGGCAGCGCGAAUGGCGUCGCCCAAAGCGUUAACGCGCUCAAAGUUGAUCGACUGAAAGAAGUCGAUCGCUAAAGCGAGAUUGUCGGACGCGGUCGGAGGGCAAGUCGCGGGAGAGGGACGAGUCGCGGGGGCGGGACGAAUCGCGGAGGAGGGAGUUGUAGCCGUGUUCGUGUACGGCAGCGGUUUCGCCCAGGCCGAGACACUGGGCACCGGCGCCGGAACGAACGCUGGCUUAGCCUGCGACACAGAGGGUGCCGAGGCUUUGAUGUCUGGGCCGGAAGCUCGGAGGCGGUUUUGGCGGGCGACGCGGCGAUUUAUUUUAGGGGCUCGGGGGCAUCCGCGGUAAUUUGCGGGGUGACCCUGUGUUCGACACAGGACGCAGCUAGGCGGUUCCGUCGCGGUUUUUUGAUCGCGAGUGCAUAGGGCCGUGGCGUGAUCGCCUAAACACUUGACGCAUCGGGGGCGCGCGUGACAGUUACGGGAAGAAUGCCCGUAUAAUUGGCAGUUAUGGCACUGGCUAGGUGUGCCUUUCUUGUGUGGGGUUUCGACGGCGAUUCCGGAAAGGCUACAGACCGUUCGGAUGUUGAAUAUUUGCUUACCCUCGGGGGUAGGCUGGAGGGCGACGAGAACCAUAUUAUAUGGCUCCCUUCCGCGGCCUGUGUGCAUGCGGUGUACGGAGUUAACCGGUAGGCCUUGUUCGAGAAGGUCGGCCUUGACGAGCUCGGCAUCCAACUCUUUAGGGAUGCCACGUAUAACGGCACGGAGUUCGCGCUCCUCCUGGAGCGUAUAUGUGUGGAAACUUAUACGCUCCUUACGGAGGUAAGAAGAGAGGGCCCUAUGGUCGUCGGGUGUUCGAACCUUAAUUUGAAUGCCGUUCGCGAGGUUACGGGCAUUCGUGAAAUUGAUAUUUUUGGCCUUAAGGGCCAGGGAAACUCGUUUCCAAGCUGCCUUCUCUUGAAGGAUUACCGGGGGAGGGGUCUGAGUUUUAUUUUGUGCCACCGGACGCGGCGACGGAGUGGCACGGGCUGGAGGCGCAACGGGAGUCUGAGGGCGGGGGCGCGACGCGUUCGCGGCUUUGCUAAUUUUAGCGGCCGCGGAAGCUCGAGACUCCGCGGCACGCUUCUUACCCUUUUGCACCAGGGUGAAUCCAUCCGUCGAUGAGGCGGGGGCGAGGUCGACCUCCAUCUCCGAGUCAGAGUCGGAGGACGAGGAGGCGGGCGCAGGUGACCUACGAGUAGGUGUUUUGGAGGGCGCGACGGAGGCCGCGGAUGAUCGCGCUGCUGGAACGGUGACUACGGCGGACGACGCAGCAGUUUUACUCGCCAGUAUAGGCGACGCGGGAACGGCAGGCACGACGGAGGCUGCGGUGCUCGAUGCAGAAGCUUUGCACGAAGGUACAGGCGACGCAGGAGCAGCGAGCUCGGCGGAGUCCACGAGAGGGCUCGCUGUGUGAUCGGCCUUGAAGGCCUGAAACUCGGAAGUGAGCUUUGGGUAGCGAAGCCGGAGAAAUUCUGCAAAUACAGCGUCCAUGAUGUCUACGUGCCCAGGUGGGGCUACCCUGGGUCUUAGAAAACACUCGCCUUGCGGCGAGGCCCCAACUUCUCGGACCUGAGCGGUUCUAUUGAACACAGGUGGCGAUGCGGCACGAUUACUACAGGACAAAGAAAAAACACAACAAAACGGAAUUAACAAAAAGAAACAAAACAAUUAAACACUUCCAGGAAGACAGUUUGUCGGCAGAUGUACCACGACACAGAAAUAACAAAAGGAAACAAAACAAAUAAAAACUUCCAGGAAAAACACUUGGUCGGCAGAUGUACCACGAACACAGGCCGCGUGAACAAUGGCCGGGCUAACAAAAGCCGGGCGAACAAAGGCCGGGCGAUCGAGUGGUCGAUGAGCACGUCCGCGCGUGACGGGUGCCUCUAUCGGAAUGACAUGAGUUCUAAGGUCUCAGCUUUUACUUUUACAUCGGCUGACUAGCCUUUCAAACCGAAACGCAUUACGACUACAUAAUGACAUCCUUGCGGGCUCACAAGACGUCCUACCACCACUUUAUCAAACUCAUCUGUUAAUGAUUUAUUUAAUUAGAUGUAAUCGUAACAAGUUUGACAGUUAUUGAAAUCAACACUUUUAUAGUUUAUGAUGUAAUUAAUAGUGGCGUUUGUGACGUUGCUCAUAGUUAUUGAAAAAAAAAAUUUUAAUUGUUAGGACAUAAUUGACAGUGGCGUUUGUGACAUUCACUGCGAUGCAACGUAGUUUUCUUAGUCAAAACUUUGGUUCACCAUUUUUAUCUUUCCCUUUAGUGACCACUACACCUGAUCAUGGAAUAAUAUUCAAUCGAUUCACUUACAUUUCAAUUUGGUUAUCAUUUAAUUCUAGUAAUAAUAUUAAAGGUAUAUUAGGUUCAAAUACAAGAAAAAAAAGUACAUAUUUUUUUUGUCUAAUUUUGUUGUUCUCUUUAUUAAUCUAGUCUUUUAAUUAGAUUCUAAAAACUUAGAUUUUAAAUGAAACUAUAAAAAUAUAUAAUUAAAUUACAGAAGAA